GUAAACAGAAGCCAGCGCACACCAGGAAGCUGCUUCUCUUCCUGUCUCUGACAGCCGCGUCAAAGGGGGGAAAAAAGGGCAGAAUUUAGGCUGCAACUCUUGUCUUUUUAAAAAUAAAAUCGGAACAAAACACAUUCAAACCACCGCAGACAUGUCGAAGAAUACAGUCUCCGCCCGCUUCAGGCGAGUGGACGUGGAUGAGUACGACGAAAACAAAUUCGUAGACGAGGACGACGGAGGAGAAAACCAGCUGGGUCCCGACGAGGCAGAGGUGGACUCCCUGGUCAGACAAGGAAACCUCAUGGAGGCCUUGCAAGCAGUUCUGAAGAAUCCACCAAUCAACACAAAGAACCAGAACGUCAAGGAUCGAGCUGAGGGUCUCGUGCUGAAGGUGCUCAGUGCCUUUAAGAGCAGUGACAUUGAGAAAGGGGUGCAGUCGCUUGACAAGAACGGCGUGGACCUGCUGAUGAAAUAUAUCUACAAAGGCUUUGAGAGGCCGUCAGAAAACAGCAGCGCUGUCCUGCUGCAGUGGCACGAAAAGGCACUGGCUGCAGGAGGAGUGGGCAGCAUCGUCAGGGUACUAACGGCGAGGAAAACGGUCUAACAUCGAAGCAGAGAGAUCUACAUCCCAUCACGGACGCGCCGCGCUGCUCGUGUACCGGACGGCAUCGAAACUAAAAGGAAAAAUCCGACUUCUAACCCUCCGAGACGCUCGAGGCAAACCCGAAGGAGAACAGAGAAUCUGGGUUAAAAGCUGUUUUUCUUCCCGUUACUGCUCAUAACCUAAAUCACACUUCUAAGUUGAUGUCAAUGGACAGCAGUGAUUUCCAAUUUAUACAAGACAGAUGUUAGAAAAAUGCCUGAACAUUGGAUGCCACUGCUGCACACGUUGCAUCACAUGCUCCAGUUGUGUUUCAGUUUUCAAGGAUUUCUUUCUGUACUGUUAUACUCCAAAAAAAGUCACGGCUUCUUCUUUAUUUGUCUAAUAUUGUUAUUUUCACCAUCAGACUUCCUGAAUCAAGUCACUCUGUAUCACUCAAACAGUGAUUGUGUACAGAAAAGCACAGCUGC
Nematolebias whitei (Rio pearlfish) is the source of this 1071-nucleotide messenger RNA. RefSeq names its product actin related protein 2/3 complex, subunit 5B (gene arpc5b). The transcript is spliced from 4 exons. The record is from RefSeq and is a predicted model, not a curated record. NCBI's taxonomy places the organism in Eukaryota, Metazoa, Chordata, Actinopteri, Cyprinodontiformes, Rivulidae. The coding region runs from base 152 to 604 and encodes 150 amino acids. Gene Ontology annotation, cellular component: actin cytoskeleton; cytoplasm; Arp2/3 protein complex. Gene Ontology annotation, biological process: regulation of actin filament polymerization; cell migration; Arp2/3 complex-mediated actin nucleation. Gene Ontology annotation, molecular function: actin filament binding.